AUGGUUUUAGAUGAUUUUGAUUUGAAUACAGAAGGUUUGAAUGAAAAAACAUCCUUAAGCACAAGCCAGAAUCCCAGCUCAAUAAACGGAUUGAACAAAGAAUCGGUCCUUGCCAAAUAUGAAGAAACCAACCAAGGCGACGAAAUAGAAGGGUUUGAAAACUUGAAUGAUUUAUCAUUUUCAAAAUAUUCCAAGUUUUCCAAAGCCUCAAUUAUAGUUAGAAAUGACUCAAAAUCCAAAACUUCAACGCUAGACUCGCCGUUUGCAAAGAAACUAAAGGAAGAUUUAAAUGUCGAGUUUACCAGCGACAGUGCUAAGCCAUAUUAUCCCACUGUGUAUCCAAUAUAUGAAUUUGAAAACAACGAUGAAAACAGUGAUUCACCAUUCAUAGAUUAUCAAAAAGAAAAAGGAAAUAUUGCCCAGAAACUUAGUGGUCAGAAACUCCGCAAUCAACAACAACAACAACAACAACAAUCAAAAAUUGGAGAAAACUUCAAGCAGAACAAUCAAUAUACCAGGUUGCAAUCCACACCUAAACAUCAGCGAACUUCUUCGGUUAAAGUAUCCUUGACUCCAGCUCAAAAGUUUGAAAAAAGAACUAGUACGCGUCUGCACAAUGCAUUAGAUAAUUUUGAAUUGACUACAUUAGUAGGGAAUGGUGCCUUUGCAAGUGUCUAUAGAGCAGUGAACCUCAAAACCAAUCAAGUCAUAGCAAUUAAACAGAUUCGAAUAGAGAAAGAUCAGGAUGUCGGCGUGUUAAUGGGGGAAAUUGACUUGUUAAAGAUAUUGAAACACCCUAAUAUAGUAAAGUACCACGGAUUUGUGAAAACAGCAACUUCAUUAAAUGUCCUACUUGAGUACUGCGAGGGAGGAUCGUUACGACAGUUGUACAAGAAGUUGAAGAAGGGCCUACCUGAGCAUCAGAUAAUCAAUUAUGUUCGACAGAUUUUGGAGGGACUAAAUUAUUUGCAUGAACAGGGGGUGGUUCACCGGGAUGUCAAGGCUGCCAAUGUACUACUAACAGAUAAAGGAGAUGUCAAGUUGGCCGAUUUUGGAGUUGCAACAAAAGUCACGUCUCAACAUCUAACGGUUGUUGGUACUCCCAAUUGGAUGGCCCCUGAGACCGUUCUUGGAGGAGAAGGUAUUUGUACCGCAUCUGACAUUUGGUCAUUAGGAGCAACUAUUAUUGAGUUGUUUACCACAAACCCACCAUACCACGAUCUCAAUCCAAUGGCAACAUUACACGCCAUUGGGACAGAUGAACAUCCACCAUUACCAAAAAACAUGUCUACUCUUGCAAAAGAUUUUUUGUUGGAAUGUUUUCAAAAACAAGCCAAUCUUAGAAUAAGUGCAAAAUUACUUUUGAAACACAAAUGGCUAAAUCAAACUGCAACAACAAAGACUUCGAUGGCCACCUUGUUAAGACAACCUAGCAGAGAAUUGAAGUCAAUCAAAAUCUAUUCUGAAUCAAAUGAUGAAAAUUGGGAUGAAGAUUUUGAGGAAAUAAAAGUAUCCAACCUUCAAAACUCGACAUCAUCUAUAAUAGAAUUGAAACCAGAUAAUACAGAAAAACAAUUUAGACUUACAAAGUAUUCCAAAAAGGAUUUAUUAACUUUAUUUGCUGACAAUAAAGAGGACACCCUGAACAAUUUUGAAUUUGAGACUAUUGGCCCAAAUAAGCUAGCAGUAGUUGCAGAUAGUAUGGAUGAAUCUGACCCCUUUUUGAAUAUCGACAUUGAGAAUUUUGAUACAAAUGAAUUAGAAGUACAGAGCAAAAUGGAAUAUUUGGUAUUACGGUUAAGCCGCAAGUUAGAGCAAGUUCAUCUAGGCUACGAAGAUGCAGUGCCGGCAUUGAUCAAAGUUACUGGAAGAAUGCUACAUCUUGUAAAGAAAUAUCUGGUACUGCAUGAUACUUUGAUUCGAGACCACGGCGUUUUGUCAUUGCUAGAGCUCCUAGAGAGUUUUCAAGAUAUUCCAAGUCAACAGCAAUUGUGGUAUCAUUGUCUUUCUAUAUUGAAUCAUGUUUUUGAAAGCAAUUUAGGUACACUUGAAAAUUUUUGUUUUUUAGGAGGAAUUCCCACGGUAGCACAUUUCCGAAGUGCAACUUAUGAAGUACAAGUACGGUUACAGGUUGCUAAGUUUAUUGGCAUUUUGAAUUUAUCAGAAAAGGCUUUGUCGAUGUUUGUUUCUUGCGGAGGGCUUCGUUUGGUGAGUAAAUUUGUGGAAGAAGAUUUUGAUACCACCCCUACAUUCCCAUUGAUUGCAAUAGAGUCAAUUCACAACAUAUUAGCCAAAGAUUUGAGCAGAUCAAAAUCUGAUUUGUGUCGUAUCUUAUCAAAGCACGGCGUGAUUUUUUGGUUAGUGGUUUUGUUGAACAGAUUGGUCAAGUAUGAUCAAAAACCACCAAUAAAAAACGUGUCCAAAGAACAAGUUCAAAUAACAAUAGAGCGAAUUAUAGACAUCAUUAGAUACUUUAGUCAAUCUGAGACGAAAGUUAGAAUUUCCAUUGGAUCGAUAGACUUGUUCAAAUUGAUAUUCAAAUUGUUUGACAAUUUGAAAUUGUCUCACCAAUUGACGUUGCUCAAGUUUGUAAAAUCCAUGUCUUGCAUAUCAGAAGUUUUGAAGAAUUUAUAUCACGCUGAAAUUUUGGAGUUUUUGGUCAAGUUGUUGAAAAGCUAUGUCCCCUCUAAAGGUAAUUACAAAGAGAUUAUUAAUGUUCUAGCUCCAAUAUUGUACAAUAGUCUUGCCUUGAACCAUAGAAGGGAGUCGGAGUUUGUCAACUUAGGAGGAUUACCUUAUUUAAAGACUUUGUCUAUAAUUAACUUACCAUUCAGACAAUUCAUUUUGCCAAUAAUAUGUGAAUUUGUACAUUGUGAUGCUAGUGUCGUAAAUGAGUUGAAAAAGAAUGACAUAGCCAAAAUAUAUUACAACUUGUUGUUGGAUCCUUACUGGCAAUCAAAUGCUUUGGACUCGCUACAUUGUUGGUACAAGUUAGAACCAUCUUACAUUGAUUUGAAUUCUCCUAUGGCAGCUGACUGUUUGGUUGGAGGGUUUUUGCUUCCUAAGGUUUCGAAUUUGGAGAGUACUUUGGAAAUAUAUUUCAAGUUAUUGACAAAUAAUUUUGCGUUGACAAAUUAUAUGCUGAAUAUGAAUGUUAUAAACAGCAUACUAAUCAAAUUGUCACUUCAUGACAAAAAGAAUCCAGUUAUUCAACUUCUGUAUUUGAAAGUUUUGAAGUGCUUGAUAAUAUAUUUGGUUGAUUCUAAGAGUUCGUUACCAUUUUCAAAACCCGUGGUAAAUACAUUACAAUCAUUAAAGCUGAGACAGAGUUCAUUGUUGAUUGAAGAAGUCACUACAGAACUUUUGCUGAUGCUAAAAUAG
Molecule: messenger RNA, 3381 nt
Organism: Candida dubliniensis CD36
Lineage: Eukaryota; Fungi; Ascomycota; Pichiomycetes; Serinales; Debaryomycetaceae
Gene: CDC15
Product: serine/threonine protein kinase
Exons: 1
Coding region: 1-3381 (1126 amino acids)
Biological process (GO): protein phosphorylation
Molecular function (GO): protein kinase activity; ATP binding
Source: RefSeq, a predicted model, not a curated record